CACGUCUGGGCCCCGCCACUACUGCUGCUGCGGCGGCUACCGGCAGCAGCAGCAGCGGCCCCGGCGGGGGCGGCGGUGCGGCAGCCGCUUCUGCUGCGGGGGCUGCCCCCAUGACCGUCAAGAGUGUGGUGAUGUACAGUGCCGCGUGGGUGCGCAGCCAGAGCAGGAUGGCGUCCACCAGCAACCAGGAGACGUUCCGCGCCGACAUCAAGGGCCGUGUGGUGCUGGAUGUGCUGCGUCAGGUGCUGACGGGGCAGUCGCUGGCCACCUUCACGCUGGUGGACUGCUGCCAGUCGCUGCUGGGCCGCACGCUCGAGGUGAUUGGACCCUUCCACCUCGCCAGGCUCUGGGCGGAGGCGCAGGGCAGGCUGCCGCUGUCUGCCGGAACCACAACUGCAGCUGUAACCGUCGCAGCAACCACCAUCACCCCCACCAGCAGUGCGGCCGGAGGCCAGCAGCAGCAACAGCAGCAGCAGCAGCAGCAGCAUGACGCGGCGGCGUCAGCGGCAGCACGUAUUGCGUCGUACAUUUUGCGGCGCGUGGAUGUGGUUGUACGGCUGACGAAUCGGCUGGCGACGCUGCCUGAGGCGCUGGAGAUGGCUCGCGUGACGGGGCUGACGCUGCCGCAGGUUAUGUACAACGCCCAGAUGAUAAGGACUUGGAGCUUGCUCCACCGCAACGCACACCGACAAAACUACAUCAUAGGUGGACGGCAAGAGGCGGGCAACCUGAUUGAGAGCCCCUUCCUCAUGCACCCCAUUGAGAACCGUACGGCAGGCCUGUAUCGCACGCCAGUCGCCACCCUGGACUUCGCCUCGCUCUACCCCUCGCUCUACCGCGCCCACAACCUGUGCUACUCCACACUCGUGCACCCAGACGACGUAACGCUCGUUGGUCGCGAGCGCUGCGGCUUCACACCCACGGGUCACGCGUUCGUACGACAAGAAGUAAGACAAGGGAUCUUACCCACAAUCUUAGCGGCACUCAUGACGGCGAGGACAGCGACACGAGCGGCGUUGAAAUACGCGACGGCGGCGACGGCGAAUGCGAG
Messenger RNA from Astrephomene gubernaculifera, 1051 nucleotides. NCBI's taxonomy places the organism in Eukaryota, Viridiplantae, Chlorophyta, Chlorophyceae, Chlamydomonadales, Astrephomenaceae. The record is from the annotation of a GenBank genome assembly.